AUGUCAUCUGAACUAUCUGCCAUGGUCCGCGAAGCGAACAUUCCCAUCAACUACCACAAGAAAUUCGUCCAUAUCCUCACAGAAACAGAGGAGGGCAUCAUUUUUAAAUGCGCCGACAGCACCACCGAAACCGCAACCUGCCUUGUUAGCGCUGACGGCAUCCACUCCCGCGUCCAUAAAUACCUCUAUCUGGACCUGGAACCUAUCUUCACUAACAUCGACGCUGUGACGGCUGCUGUGCCAGCAAGCCAGCUCUAG
This is a messenger RNA of Aspergillus viridinutans, 258 nucleotides long. RefSeq lists its product as uncharacterized. The record is from RefSeq and is a predicted model, not a curated record. The transcript has a single exon. Bases 1 to 258 code for a protein of 85 amino acids. NCBI's taxonomy places the organism in Eukaryota, Fungi, Ascomycota, Eurotiomycetes, Eurotiales, Aspergillaceae.